Molecule: messenger RNA, 1695 nt
Organism: Sipha flava (yellow sugarcane aphid)
Lineage: Eukaryota; Metazoa; Arthropoda; Insecta; Hemiptera; Aphididae
Exons: 8
Coding region: 877-1656 (259 amino acids)
Source: RefSeq, a predicted model, not a curated record
AAAUCAUAGCCCAUAUGCGCCCGAUUCAGAUCAGGUGAAAAUCGUGCAACGUUGCCAUUUAUUGAGUAUAUUGGCGUGUAACUAUAAAAUCUAAAAUAAUAUUUGAUCGUUUCCCAAUCUAAUCGAAACCAAUAUCAAAAUCGAUAAAGAUAAUAAUAUUUUGUCGUUAGUCGUGCUAAUCGAAAUUGUAAAAUCCCAAUCGAUAAAGAUUAUAUUAUAUAAAAAUGCAUUUAUCAGUUGUAUUUUAUAUGUGUCAGUUGCAUCAGUACAUGAAUAUUUUUCGUUAUUUUAAAUAUCACGUGAGUAGAACCCUUAUUUCUGGAGAUAUAAGUUGGCGUUGUGUAAAAAAAACCUGUAGUGCGUAUGUCAAAACCAAUAGUUCAAAAACGAAGUUAACCGAAAUUAAAUACAGCCAUACCCAUGAUCCGGAAACUGAAGAAAAUUUAAACUUACUGGACGUUCAAGAAAAAUGUGGACUAUUGUAUGCUUUGAAUCUUAUAAUUCUGUUGACGUAGUACCUGAUUUUUGGUACAGUAAUGGUUCUUGUUCCUGGCCGAAAAAAACUUUAAAUGUCAAGAAAUUUAUAAAUAGACGCAUCUCUCCAAAUGAAAUAGAGUUUGAUAAUUAUAGUGCAUGAGCUUUAUCUAAAAAUAAUGCAAGUUUCUCUGAAGCUCGUACAAAACUUUUAAGAGCACAAGAAACAUCAGAAUUAUCAUCGAAUGACGAUGAUAAAAAAAAAGGAAAACGAGAAGGAAAAUAUGUUGGUCUCCUAGUUCUGAUGAAUCUUCAUUCAAAAAAUCAAAACUCCCAACUCCUCCUAGCGUGCUUCAAUAUAAUGAUGAUGACUUAGAAAAUAUUGAAGCCUUUAAUCUGCAUAUGAAUAAACCUAGGUUUAUUGCAGCUGCAAUUGGUAUACAGACUCAAGAAAUAUUUUCACAAUGUUCAUCUUCUAAUCAUAGUGAAUUAAAUGCAGAUUAUUAUUACUCAACUAAACAAAUGAAUAAAUCAGUUCAUUCUACGCCGCAAGUAUUGCAUACCAGUCAAGUGCUUCAAGAAUCAACACCACAAAAUAUUGAUUGUUAUUUAUCUACAAUUGACAAUACUUCUGAUAUAAAAAAUGAACUUAAGGCUUUCAAACAAAUUGUAACUAGAAAUCAAGUCACCAUAAAAUAUGAAAUAAAGAAUAUACAAGAAAGACUUGAUUUGAUAUUCAAUAUGCAAGAAAAAAUAUUAGAUAAAUUAUUAAAUAAUCAAACCAUUGAUUAUACAGAAUGUAAUUAUGUAGAAUUCUUAACCCCUAUGGAAAGUGAUGAAGAGUUGGAGAAAAUGGAAGAUAAAAUGAAGUCUGAUUUGACAUACAGAAAAACUAUGGUUACAGAGUUAUCAAGAUUAAUGGGACAAAAUUUGUCAGAAACUGUUCGAAAAAUAAUGCAAAAAUUAUUUAGUGAUACUUUGCUUACAUUCUACUCUUAUAUAGGGUUUAAAGGAAAAAAACAAUUUUCAACUCUACAAACUUGUGCAGUUAUAUUUGAGUCCAUAAGAAGAAUGAAAAAAUUUACUGAUAUAGCAAAUAUAGAAAUUGAAAAACCUUUAAAGACAUGGAUGGCACAAGCUUCAGCUCGCCUUAAAAAAAUUGACGAAAAAAAAUCUUCAUGAUUAAGUUAUAAAAUUUUUUGUACACAAUAUUAUAUUUUA